AUGUCUGCUUGCUCAAAUUUCACUCCAGGUGCUUGGAAGCGAGAUCAAUGUCGUGAAUGCUUUCAUAAGGAAUCAGAACAUUUACUUGUCGCACCCAUACGCCCUCCCUCACCUCCACCUCCACCCACACCCAUAGUCCUUCCCCAACCUCCACCCAUAGUCCGUCCCCAACCUCCACCCAUAGUCCGUCCCCAGCCUCCACCCAUAGCCCAUCCCCAGCCUCCCCCCAUAGCCCAUCCACAACCUCCCCCCAUAGUUCGUCCCCAACCACCACCCACAACCGCAUCCACGUCCAUACGGCGCGUUUUAUUCAUAGGACCUACAGGUGUCGGAAAAUCGACUUUAAUAAAUGUCUUAAUUAGCAAUAAUGUGCGAGUCGAAGAUAUGUCACAUCCAGCUGGAGUGGGUGACACUUCUUCAGGACAAACUAGGUUUUUCACUACUUACUAUGACCUUCCAAAUAAUGCUUACACUGAUACAAUUGGACUCGGUGAUAAUCGCCAUAAGGAUUUGGAUAUAAUGGAUUCAUUGAAAUCAGUCCUAGAGAAUGCUUCAAUCGGUUACAAUAAGAUUUAUAUAUGUCUUAAAUACGGUCGAAUAUCUACAGAAAUUCGAAAUUAUAUUGAACUGAUCACUACAAUGUUUGGUAAAAGUGUAUUGGAAUGGUCGUCUAUCAUAUUCACUGGCUGUAAUGAUCAAACAAUGACGAAGGAAAAGUAUUUAGAAAAAAAUAGCCAAGACACUGAUUUUAUCGAAACUAUAAAACAGGUACGUACUGUCAUAUUUGGUGACAAUAUGACAGAUAAAAAUGCAGAAAUAGAAAACAUUAUGUAUAAACGACGACAGGAAUUUCUCCGUCGGAUUAAAAAAGACCUAGACGAUACAGUUAAAACGGAAUAUUUCAAAUUGAAAAAACGAGGACUAAUUGCACGAGCGGCAAAGAUCUUCACUAUAAUUUGCUCGUCAUUUGGAAGCAAAGCCAUCGCUGUCAUCGCUAAUGUAAAGGACUUUGCUGCAGCAGUUGCUCGUUCAACGCAAUCAUCUAAAUACGAUUAUUAUUAUGGUGAAUGUUCAAUCUGUAUACAAGAUAUUACAGGUCAUAACUAUCCAGUGAUAACACCAUGCUGCCAUGUGUAUCAUGAAGUCUGUCUGAAGCAAUGGGUGCAUGAUGAAGGUCAAAACAACUGUCCAAUGUGUCGUACACAGUUCGAUAACCCACAAAACUAUUACGAGUCUUUAGCUACUAAUACAUAA
Rotaria socialis is the source of this 1254-nucleotide messenger RNA. Lineage: Eukaryota; Metazoa; Rotifera; Eurotatoria; Philodinida; Philodinidae. The record is from the annotation of a GenBank genome assembly.